AUGUCGAUAUACUUUUUUAUUGUUUACGUAUCAACUAAACUAAACUCUGAAGCUUUGAGGGAUCAUCUUUAUAUUGGUAUAACCGCACAUACUAGACCACCGGAAGAAAAUGACGAGGAGAAGAUACCUAAAAGCCCCAACAAAAGACUUAAGAUGGAUUUCAGCCCUUUAAUGCUGUUGUAUUUUCAUUCGAUUCAUCAAAACAUGAAGUCUGAAUGGGAAUUUUUAGAUCUUGAUAUGAAAGGGUCCAAAGAAAAAGGGGAGCAUACCACAAAGUCAGUGACUCUUGGUAUAGAUACUGAUAAAGUUCAUUCUCAAAUUCUGUUGGUAGACAUCGAUAUUAUUAAUGCAGUAUAUGCCAAUAAUAGUCAUAGAGGUCUUCGUCCUCCAAAACACAGAGCAAAAUAUGCUUUUAGCCCUUUCAGUGCAACCCGUACCGUUUUGGAAGUGUAG
Molecule: messenger RNA, 453 nt
Organism: Mucor mucedo
Lineage: Eukaryota; Fungi; Mucoromycota; Mucoromycetes; Mucorales; Mucoraceae
Exons: 6
Coding region: 1-453 (150 amino acids)
Source: RefSeq, a predicted model, not a curated record